AUGCAUUUCAUUUCUUUUCUCAUUCAAGGGUGCUAUUGGUGUUCAUUUUAAUCCAUCACACAUUCAAUUGUGUUCUUCAGCAGGAUGAGUAAAGUAAAGGAAAGAGGGCAAAGAAAAUUUUAUUUCUGAGCUAAAGAUCCCACUAAAGAUGUUAUGCACAGAGUAGUUAGGAUGAGAGUCCAGUAAAUUGUUCUAUUUAAAUUAUUAUGUUAGUAUAUUUUAUCAAGAUAAUAAAGUUUUCUUAAAGAUAUCAUGAUUUGUUUUUAUUCUGUAGUCUAUCUUGCAACUGAUGUUUCUACACAUUCUAUUUUAGGUGACCACGUGAUUUUUACCUCCGAUCUCUAGCAAGUACUCCAAAGAAGAAAACAUUCUGAAAAAUCAAUCAAGUUUUCUGUGAAGUCAAGUCCAAGUAACAUCUCUGUCUUAACUACAAGCAGAAGAAAUGAAGCACAUUAUCAAUCCAUAUGAAAACAUUAACAAUUCAGCAAGAAAUAAUUCAGACUGUCCGCCUGUGGUAUUGCCAGAAGAGAUAUUUUUCGCAAUUUCCAUCAUUGGGGUUUUGGAGAAUCUGAUCGUCCUUCUGGCUGUGAUCAAGAACGAGAAUCUUCAGUCACCUAUGUACUUUUUCAUUUGCAGUUUGGCCAUUUCUGAUAUGUUGGGCAGCCUGUAUAAAAUCUUGGAAAAUAUCCUGAUCAUGUUCAGAAACAUGGGUUAUCUUAGGCCUCGUGGCAAUUUUGAAACCACAGCAGAUGACAUCAUUGAUUCCAUGUUCAUUCUCUCUCUGCUUGGCUCCAUUUUCAGCCUGUCUGUGAUUGCUGCUGACCGCUACAUCGCAAUAUUCCAUGCACUGAAGUACCAUAGCAUUGUGACCAUGCGCCACACUGUUGUCAUUCUCACAAUCAUCUGGAUAUUCUGUACAGGGAGCGGCAUCACCAUGGUGGUCUUCUCCCAUCACAUCCCUACAGUGCUCACCUUCACCUCUCUGUUUCCUCUGAUGUUGGUCUUUAUCCUGUGCCUUUACGUGCACAUGUUCUUGCUAGCCCGUUCCCAUGCUAGAAAGAUCUCAACCCUUCCCAGAGCCAACAUGAAAGGGGCUAUCACGCUGACCAUCCUGCUUGGGGUUUUCAUCUUCUGUUGGGCCCCCUUUGUGCUUCAUGUCCUCUUAAUGACAUUCUGCCCAAAUAACCCAUACUGUGCUUGCUACAUGUCCCUCUUCCAGGUGAAUGGCAUGUUGAUUAUGUGUAAUGCAGUCAUUGAUCCCUUUAUAUAUGCUUUCCGGAGCCCAGAGCUCAGAGAUGCAUUCAAAAAGACGAUCUUCUGCAACAGGUACCAGAGGAAUUAUUGA
This is a messenger RNA of Trichechus manatus latirostris (Florida manatee), 1345 nucleotides long. It is a transcript of the gene MC2R, whose product is annotated as melanocortin 2 receptor. The record is from RefSeq and is a predicted model, not a curated record. The transcript has a single exon. The coding region runs from base 443 to 1345 and encodes 300 amino acids. Lineage: Eukaryota; Metazoa; Chordata; Mammalia; Sirenia; Trichechidae. Gene Ontology annotation, molecular function: corticotropin receptor activity. Gene Ontology annotation, biological process: regulation of metabolic process; adenylate cyclase-activating G protein-coupled receptor signaling pathway. Gene Ontology annotation, cellular component: plasma membrane; cytoplasm.